UCCCUGACUUGACCGUGGUAACCACCAGGGGCGGACGGCUCUCCCGGAAACUCCGCAGCGGCUCCUCAACAUUUCAUCUUCGGGGUUCGGUCCACCAUGGCGGCGCGCGGAUGGAAAUACUGAUGACAGUCCGAAAGAUCGCCUCGAUUUGUACGAUGGGCGCCAAUGCCUCCGCCUUGGAAAAGGAGAUCGGACCGGAACAGUUUCCCGUUAACGAACACUACUUUGGAUUGGUCAACUUUGGCAACACCUGCUACUGUAACUCGGUGCUGCAGGCGCUGUACUUCUGUCGGCCGUUCAGGGAGAAGGUGUUGGCGUACAAGGUGCAGCCGCGUCGUAAGGAGUCGCUCCUCACCUGCCUGUCGGACCUGUUCAACAGCAUCGCCACGCAGAAGAAGAAGGUCGGCGUCAUCCCGCCCAAGAAGUUCAUCUCGCGGCUGCGAAAGGAAAACGAGCUGUUCGACAACUACAUGCAGCAGGACGCCCACGAGUUCCUCAACUACCUCCUAAACACCAUCGCCGACCUGCUGCAGGAGGAGAAGAGCCAGGAGCGGCAGCAGAAUGGGAAGCUGCUGCAGAACGGAGGGGGGGGAAGUGAGGGCGGAGGAGGAGGAGGAGACGGCGAUGGAGGAGGAGGAGGAGGAAAGGAGACGCAACAACAGACUUGGGUCCACGAGAUCUUCCAGGGAACGUUGACCAACGAGACGCGUUGCCUCAACUGUGAAGCUGUCAGCAGUAAAGACGAGGACUUCCUGGAUCUGUCGGUGGACGUGGAGCAGAACACUUCCAUCACGCACUGUCUCAGAGGCUUCAGCAACACGGAAACGUUGUGUAGUGAAUACAAGUACUACUGUGAGCAGUGUCGCAGUAAACAGGAAGCGCAGAAGAGGAUGAGGGUGAAGAAGCUGCCGAUGAUCCUCGCCCUCCACCUGAAGCGCUUCAAGUACAUGGACCAGCUGCACCGCUACACCAAGCUGUCUUACCGCGUCGUCUUCCCGCUGGAGCUCCGCCUCUUCAACACGUCCGGCGACGCCACCAACCCCGAUCGCAUGUACGACCUGGUGGCCGUUGUCGUUCACUGUGGCAGCGGCCCCAACCGAGGUCACUACAUCACCAUCGUCAAGAGCCAUGGCUUCUGGCUGCUGUUUGACGACGACAUCGUGGAGAAAAUUGACGCGCAGGCGAUCGAGGAGUUCUAUGGACUGACGUCGGACAUUUCCAAGAACUCGGAGUCGGGAUACAUCCUGUUCUACCAGUCCAGAGACUGAACCAGCCAGCGGGGGGGAGGGGGAUCCUCAACAGACUGUCAAUCAACAGAGGGGGAGGGGCUACCGGCUACGCCCAGUACGCUCACAUAAGUAUCCAGGCGUUUAUUCCCCCUGUAGGCGGAGACUGGGCACCGGAUGGAGCGCUCCCGCUCCUGAUUGGUUGAGACAGAUUGCGGGGUGGCGUGGCAGCCUCCUGGAUUACCAUCCGUUCAAAUCCCCCCCGAGCCCAAACUGCGACAGAGCACCUUGACAAAAACCCCCAAGAUGGCCGAUUGUGUAACACUCGCUUUGCACUGUGGCGUCGGCUGCUGACGACUUGCGAGUGACGCCGAUCCACGAGGCUGACGCCGGCCCGUGUGCGCGGCGAUGCAGACGGACCAAUCAGCUGUUUCGUAGGAUGCCAGUCAUCCGAGUCGCGGUUUAGCGUUUCUUUUCCCCGUGUGCAUAUAACAACCUGCUAAAUUAGCUUCCCGCAGCGAGCGUGAGGCUAACGAAACGCUUCACAUUCACCAAAUAAACGCGUCCGCUAGCGAUUGGUUAGCUAACCUGAAAGUGUUAGCGACCGCAGCGAUGCUAGCCCCAGUGUUCUUUUCAUUAAACGGUGCUAACAACAGUGUUUUAACGGGCAGAACGAGGUGUGGAUGCGCCCGACAUACAUGGCUCUUACCCUUUAAUUUUGAAAGCUAAGUGAAAAUUUGAGAAAGUCAGCAUUUUCAGAAAGUGUAAUUUAAACAUUUACGACGACUGCUACGUUUGAUUUCGCGUUAAAUCUCCGUCGAGGUCGUUUAAGCCCAAAUAUGUUGUUGUUAAAACUAAAACAAUGAGCCUUAACGCUCACGGACAAUCUGGUUAGAUUAAAAAAUAUAUAGACGUAAAUUAGCUAAACAGUGAAAGUGGAAGUUGUAUUCACGGGUCACAUUUGGUGCCACCGCGGCAAAAAAAUAAGAAACCAAACGUGCUUCAGUAACAUGAACCGACUUUUCUUGGUCUUUUGCAGUUUGACUUUUCAAGGCUUGUUUAAUUUUUGGUGCAUUUUAAAAGCGUCACACAAAGAGACAAAUACUUUUUUUCUUUGUCACUACACACCAAAACCUGAAGUCUUUCUAAACUUUCUACUCGUCCUCCCCCGACUCGAACCUCCCGAUCAGCGACAUGUAUGUUUUUCGAACUAUGUACGAACACACUGCCGAGCUCCGCCCGACCAAGCUGCCUCUGAUUUAACGAACAAGCCCGCGCCGGCAGCAGAUGGAAAGUUGAGUGGAAGCCCGCUCGCUUCUCUCAUCUCUCUUGUUUAUAUUCCGCAGCAGCUUGAGUGGCCCUGGGCAGCAGGUCAAGUAUUAUAUGAAUGUUAAAAUGUACAGUAAAAAUAAAACUCGUGCUGCUGCUGCUCGACCUGUGAAACACUGUUUGGAUUCGGUCGCUCCGUGUCUCCUCAAAGCAUUUUCAAUAACAUCGUGUUGGAUUUACCAGCAGCCUCUUUUACAUCACGGCGUCUCGCGGUCCCUGAACGCAGCGUCUCAAAGGUCUUUUACAGGAGGAAGGUUAAAAAGCAUCCAUAGUGACCCAGGACUUUUUUUUACUUUUGGUUUUUCGACCGGAAGAACUAAACUCCUCUGGUGGAACCACGGGUCUUAAACAUCUCAGAUUGGUCUCGACUUACAACGCUUGGACAAUUCAUUUAUUUUUGUGAUGUUUAUUUACGUUACAAAUCUUAAAUUGGCUUCUUAGCUUAAAAUAAAACUUUAUAACGAAACGACCGAUUAUUGAUAGACUCUGUUAGGGUUUCCGAUCUGUUCCCUCCCUCUCUUCCUUUUUUUGCACAUGAUGGGAGUCAAUGACUGAAACGUUCCCGGGACGGUGAUCGUGGGCGAUGUGACGUUCAAAACAUUGUCGGUAAAUCCACAGACAUUUACAGCGUUUAAACAUUUGUCACUACAGCCGCAAAAGAGUCGCGUUCUCGAAGGUCUCGCGAACGACGGGAGGAGACGAUGAAACUUCAGUCAAAGUCAACACUAUGUAUCCUUUUCCACUAACCUUCGUAAUGGGACGAUGACGUGACACGUUUUUUUUUCCGGGGGUCGAUCCACUUUCACGAGGUCAGAAAUGAAACAAGUUAUAUAAUCCAGGCACCAGCAGAAUCUGUGGACUCCUUUAUAUCCACCGAAUGAUGUGUUCAAUUUUUAAGCCUUUAAAAAAAAAAAAAGGGAACAUUUCCUUCAUGCAUAGUAAAAAAAAUAAUUCAUAAACAUAAGCACAAAAA
Scophthalmus maximus (turbot) is the source of this 3528-nucleotide messenger RNA. It is a transcript of the gene usp12b, whose product is annotated as ubiquitin specific peptidase 12b. Gene Ontology annotation, molecular function: cysteine-type deubiquitinase activity; cysteine-type endopeptidase activity. The record is from RefSeq and is a predicted model, not a curated record. The transcript has 10 exons. The coding region runs from base 111 to 1268 and encodes 385 amino acids. Gene Ontology annotation, biological process: protein deubiquitination. Gene Ontology annotation, cellular component: cytosol; nucleus. NCBI's taxonomy places the organism in Eukaryota, Metazoa, Chordata, Actinopteri, Pleuronectiformes, Scophthalmidae.